AGGAGGAGGCUUCUUCAACAAUCAAUAGCUUCAUUUCUUCACCAUGAUCAGCCAUUCUUACCACCAAAUCCAACACAUCCUAAACUUGUUAAAUAAACAUCCACUGAAUUGGGUUGAUUUGUUGUUAAAUCAUUGAGCCAUUAAUCAUUUCAUCAAGUUCUAGUACUUGAUGCCAAAAUGUCAGUGAAAGAUUUUCCUGAAGAAUGCUGGGAAUUGGUCUUCAGAUUCCUAGGCCAUGGUCCUCAUUUGGAGUCUCUAUCUAUGGUUUGCAAGCAGUUUCUGUCCAUCACAAACCGGUUUCUAUUCUCUCUGGCAAUACAUGAUCCAACCAUUCCACUUCUUCCUCGGCUAUUCUUGAGGUUUCCAAGGCUCAAAACCUUAGACUUCACUCACUUCAACGGCCACCAUGAAGGCUUGCUUCACCAAAUUUCACAAUCCGGGUUGGACCUUGAUUUGAUUAAUCUAUCCAACCAGAGAACACUUCCUGUUGAUGGGCUGCGAGAACUUGGUUCAAAGAUGCAAAAUUUGAGGGUUCUGAUCUGCUCAAACAUUGGUUCUCUUCGCGAUAGCCAUCUAGUAGUCAUGGCCUAUUCUUUCCCAUUUCUUGAAGAGCUUGACAUAAGCUUCCCAUUGGAUUCUCAAGCAUCAGAUUUUGGGGUACAAAGGCUGUCUUCCUUGCUUGAGAAUCUUCGCAAGAUUAAUAUUUCUGGUAAUUACUUGAUCACUGAUAAGUCCUUGUUCUCUCUAUGCCAAAAUUGUUUAUCAUUGGAAGAAAUCUCAUUCUUCACAUGUUUUAAGAUAACACAAUUAGGUAUUGCCUCUGCGAUCCGCCUCAGACCCGGUUUGAAUUCCAUUGCCUUUAACAUUGAAAAGAAAAGAAUUCAUGGACCUGCCUUAACUCCCUCUCCUAUUGACAUAGAUUUGAUCGAUUCAUUCAGGAGUUUGAAAAAGUUAACUGCUAUUGAUUUGUCAAAUUCUGUUAUCUCGGAUGAGUUUCUCUUUGCGUUUGCAGAAGGUGGUGGUCUUAUGCUAAAGAAGCUUAUUCUCCAAGAUUGUUGCAAUUGUACAUUUUCAGGAAUCUCUUAUGUGCUAACCAAAUGCCAAUCUGUUCAGUGCUUGGAUCUUCGAAAAAUUGAUUUUUUAACUGAUCAAUGUAUCAGUGAGUUAUCGAUGUUUCUUCUUAGUUUAACUUCUAUAAACCUUAGUGGUUGUUGCCAGCUGACCAAUUCAACAUUUUUCAUACUCACAAGAAACUGUCCUUUGCUCAGUGAGAUCAAAAUGGAGAGGACAUAUCUUGGGAUGGAAGGGGAAGAAGAUUCAAUGAAGGAUUUUGUUGUCAACCUUGAAGUCAAAAAAGUUUAUUUGGGUGAUAAUGUUUUGCUGAGUGAUGCAAGUUUGAUAAAAUUUGCUUCCAUUUGCCCUAGUUUACAGCUUCUUGACUUAACCGGUUGUGAGGGUGUUUCUAGUGAAUGUAUUGUUAAGGUUUUAAAGAGAUGCUGUGAGAUAAGGCAUUUGAACCUGGCCUAUACAGGAAUGGAAGUGUUUGAGAUUGACUUUGAAGUAUCUCAACUUGAGGUGUUGAACUUGUCAGGGUCAAGAAUUGAGGAUGAAGCACUCUCAAUAAUCUCAAGGAGAUGUAGUGGACUACUACUUUUGAACAUCCAGAGUUGUUGGCAUGUUACACCAAAGGGUGUGAAGCAAGUAGUAGAAAACUGCAGGGCAUUGAAAGAGUUGAAUUUGAAGAAUUGUUGGUUGGUGAGUGGUGAUUUUAUUGCUUGGGUGGAGUUUUCAAGGCCAUCAUUGAGAACAAUAGUUACACCUUCUGAUGUUGGUGCUUAUUGAUGAUAUGAAGCAGAGGAAACUCAAUGUGAAAUGUGGAUACUUUGUUGUUUGGCAGUGAGAAUUCUUUGUGGCAUUAAAAGUAAUGUCAUUUUAAUAAUACAUUUUACAACACGAGAGAAGAGAAGAUAAUCAUGUGAUGGAUAAAAAGAAAAGUAUGUACCGUGAAAAUGUGUUGUUAAAAUAGCUUAAUAGCAUUCUUAUGAUAGCUGCAAGUUGUGUGCAAGUGUGUUGUGUGGUUUUUUUAUUUGUGUUGUUUUUACAUAUUACAAGGAAAAAGUUGAGGCCUGUAACAUUAAUGUUGGGAAGAAAUUAUUUAAUUUCUUCCUUAUACAUAUUUGUUAUUCUAUAGAGAGAGAGAAAAAAAUGCUUUUGU
Cajanus cajan (pigeon pea) is the source of this 2215-nucleotide messenger RNA. RefSeq lists its product as uncharacterized. NCBI's taxonomy places the organism in Eukaryota, Viridiplantae, Streptophyta, Magnoliopsida, Fabales, Fabaceae. Gene Ontology annotation, biological process: SCF-dependent proteasomal ubiquitin-dependent protein catabolic process. The record is from RefSeq and is a predicted model, not a curated record. Gene Ontology annotation, cellular component: SCF ubiquitin ligase complex.